Messenger RNA from Salvia splendens (bonfire salvia), 651 nucleotides. RefSeq lists its product as uncharacterized. The record is from RefSeq and is a predicted model, not a curated record. Bases 1 to 651 code for a protein of 216 amino acids. Lineage: Eukaryota; Viridiplantae; Streptophyta; Magnoliopsida; Lamiales; Lamiaceae. The transcript has a single exon.
AUGAAUAGCGAUGUUUGCGUAUGCCCUAGCUUCAGCAGCUACUCAUCCGAUCGAUUAGCAGAGAUCGCGAUCCGAGUCGCUGGCGACGACGAUUUCGAAUUCGCUCUGCUAUGCGACGAUAAUCAUAAGGAGGUUUCCGCCGCGGAAUUCCUCCACGACGGACCGGUUUUCCCCGUAUUCAGCCGCGAUUUGAUACAGAUCAGCGGCGGAGCCGAGCAAUCGGAACCGAUUCCGCUGAGAAAACUCUUCGCCGAAGAGAAUCGCGAUCGCGCGCCGUCGUGCUCCUCGUCGGAGGAGGACGAGCUGGAGAGCGUUCCGGCGGCGGCGCUGCGGCAGUGCGAGAAAAGCAAAUCGACCGGAUCGGCUUCGAGGCGGCGGUGGAAGAUCCGCGAUCUGCUGCUGCUGCGGAGCAGGAGCGACGGGAAGGAGAGUUUUGUGUUUCUGACGCCGAAGCGCCGAGGAGAGAAUCCGACGCUCCGAACGCCGGAGAAAGGACGCGGCGGCGAAGGACCCGAUUCCGCUGCGGCGGCUCAUGAGGCGUUUUAUGCGAGGAGCAGAGCGGUGAAGGAAGGGGAGAAGAGGAGAUCGUACCUGCCGUACAGGAGAGACCUCGUCGGUUUUUUCGGUAACGUGAGUUUCUCGCGCUUCUAG